This is a messenger RNA of Taeniopygia guttata (zebra finch), 773 nucleotides long. It is a transcript of the gene KCNE2, whose product is annotated as potassium voltage-gated channel subfamily E regulatory subunit 2. Gene Ontology annotation, molecular function: transmembrane transporter binding; potassium channel regulator activity; voltage-gated potassium channel activity involved in ventricular cardiac muscle cell action potential repolarization. The record is from RefSeq and is a predicted model, not a curated record. Lineage: Eukaryota; Metazoa; Chordata; Aves; Passeriformes; Estrildidae. Gene Ontology annotation, cellular component: voltage-gated potassium channel complex; membrane. Gene Ontology annotation, biological process: potassium ion export across plasma membrane; negative regulation of delayed rectifier potassium channel activity; regulation of ventricular cardiac muscle cell membrane repolarization.
UGCAAGGCACUUAUUGCACAGGCAACUGCUCCCAGCCUUGUGCAGGCUCCUUAGAACAUUCCUGCUCUUUUGGGGAGUUUCAUCCCAUUAUCCAGUGGAGUUGGAAAAUCCUGAGUGUUCUGAAUCUCCUCAGGGAAGAACACAGCAAAGCAGCAUAAUUAGCAAGGAUGACCAAGCUGCAAAACUUCACUUGGGCAGUGGAAGAUAUUUUCAAGGAAACCUUCCUCAAUUACAUGAACAGCUGGAGGAGGAACAUGACGGAAGCAGCGAAUAAACUGCAGGCUGAGGUGGCUGCUGAAAACUUUGACUACGUCAUCCUGUACCUGAUGGUGAUGAUUGGGAUGUUCUCCUUCAUCAUCGUGGCCAUCCUGGUGAGCACUGUGAAAUCCAAGAGGAGGGAGCACUCCAAUGAUCCCUAUCACCAGUACAUCGUGGAGGACUGGGGGGAGAAGUACAAAAGUCAGGUUCUGAACCCAGAAGAUCUCAAGUGUGUGAUCCAUGAGAACCUGGGGGCAAGGGAGAAAACAAGCCCGGAGUCACCCUGACUUUCUGGGAACAGCAGCAGUGAGGGAUUCACGGAGUCACACAGAGGGAACUCGCUGGAAGUGCAAAGAGCUGUGCAAGUGUUGAUUAAAUUUACACACAGGUCAAUGGAUAAUGGAGUCCUCAGGAAAUCAAUGUGAUGGUUCUCGUGAGGAUCUUGGGAAAGUCCAGGAAAAAUCUGUGAUUGUGCUUCCCUUUGAGAAAAUAAAGCCGAGACAAGGAUAACUUGA